AUGAGCCCAAAUAUUUGUUGUCUUUGUAAGCUAUUCAGAGAAGACGAAAAUGGGAUCACUUCUAAAGUGUCAUUGGAGGAAGUGCUACAGUGGUCCCAAUCUUUUGAAACGCUGAUGACUACUAAAUAUGGGCCUAUAAUCUACAAGACCUACCUGAAGACAGAAUACAGUGAUGAGAACAUUGAAUUCUGGCUUGCAUGUGAAACUUACAAGAAGAUUGAAUCACGGAGGAAAAGGAUUUCUGUGGCCAGGAGAAUUUUUAAAAAUUACAUUCAGCCCCAGGCGCCUAAAGAGAUUAACAUUGAUAGUCCUGCAAGGGAAGCUAUUAUCAGGAAUAUUCAAGAACCAACUCAAUCCUGUUUUGAUGAAGCUCAGAGAAUAGUUUACAUGCACAUGGAAAGGGAUUCAUAUCCCAGGUUUCUUGGAUCAGAAAUCUAUCAGAAACUCAAACACAGGCCUUCAGACUGA
This is a messenger RNA of Terrapene triunguis (Three-toed box turtle), 468 nucleotides long. RefSeq names its product regulator of G-protein signaling 13. The record is from RefSeq and is a predicted model, not a curated record. The coding region runs from base 1 to 468 and encodes 155 amino acids. The transcript is spliced from 4 exons. Lineage: Eukaryota; Metazoa; Chordata; Testudines; Emydidae.